Gongylonema pulchrum is the source of this 387-nucleotide messenger RNA. NCBI's taxonomy places the organism in Eukaryota, Metazoa, Nematoda, Chromadorea, Rhabditida, Gongylonematidae. The record is from the annotation of a GenBank genome assembly.
AUGCGCAGCUACUUAUUUACAAUAAUUGUCGAACAAGUGCACACUUUCACUCGCCUGGUUUUACUGCCUGCCCUGGAAGGAGCAGAAAGGCAUUUGAAGAUUGAUCGAGCUCCAGCAUUCCAACAAAAAAAUGGUGUUAACAGUGAGCCAUUGCUCGUGGAUGAUUGUUGUGCGGAAUGCUUAAGGCCAAAAAGCGCUCCUUUCUGCAGAACAAAUUCAGAGUGUGGGAAGAGGACGCCGAUUGCUGCUGAAGGCUCAUUCGAUGAGCCGCUUUCAGAAAUUGUCUACUGCACUGGCUGUCCUGAUGAGGUUUUGCACUGUCUCUCAGAUCUACGUCUUUUUUACUUGCACUUAUACGAGUUGUUUUUCUGCACGAGCAUAUGCUGA